AAACUCAUAUCGGGUGCAAUUCCAGUGGCUGUAUGCGGGCCUCCAGGGAUUGUGCGUGCUUCUGCCCCGGCCUCGGAGAUCUCAGUACUCGGCCAGUCGCCAGAAGGUCGCAACACGUUGCCAACAGUCGUCCUCUACUGGCACUGACCUCGCGCGCUCCGUGCUCUUCAGUACCCAUUGAACCCCGGACCCUGUCUAUCCUUCCGCAUGCCUCUUCCCUAGGCCGGCGAACGUCCAUUUCGUGCCCUUCUACGUACGGGGGCUCUCUCGCGUCUCUUCCUGCGAAGCGGGUAUGCCAAGAUUAAAGGUCGGAAGCCCCCCGCUUCCUACGGACUUCUGCAAUACAUCGCGGCCCGCUGACCAACGCUGCCGCCGUUCCGCUGUCCUUCCCUGUGGUGUGCCAGCCAUUUGGGGGUCUGUUCAGUCUUUUACUGGUCGACCUGGUCUAGAAGUGACACGACCCUGUCUGUCUGCGUGCGCCACAAAUUCACCGGAGCGAAAACGGGCGACAGAUGUCCGAUUGGCAUUCCGACGGCGCAUGGCCAGUCUCCUCGUCCUUCCGAAGCUACGUCCAAAUGCCACAGGCAGCACUAUCCGCUAUCUCGCAACGCCAAAUGCCAAUCACUCCGUCAAUCAGAAACCAGAUCACCGGAGCGUGUGGGUACUUGCUCGCCACCACCUGCCAGUUGCCACCACGCAGCGCGAUAUCGAUCUGUGCAAGCUGGUCGGCGCGGUACCGGUGUGUGUCGCGUGGCACGAGGCGGAUAGCAUGGCCGUAACUUUGUCUUGGUUCUGUUCGGUCUUGGUCAGCGCAAUGAACGCGAGUGGACGUCGGCUGCGGCCAAGCGGCGUGUGUGGCUCGGCGAGUACGAUAUCGAUCGUAUAUCCGCCAUCGCUACAUACAUGGCACAUUGUGGAUCAAAGCUUGGCCUCAACGCUGCCCCUGGUCUCCGUAGAUCGACUGUGCCUCGUGUCUACGCAGCGGUGCAGGCAUAUACGCCUGAACUUGCGAUUAUCGGGCGCGUGCCAACGUCCCGACACGCGAAAACCAAUUUGCUCAGUUGACCACGGCCGGUGUAGCUGGUAGGCCUAUCGAGAACGUUCGUUCCGACACGUUUUGUUCGUGUCUCAAGGCCUACUGGGUCCUCGACUUGCAUGGGCUACCACGGAAGAUCUCUUUACGCCCCAAGCUAGCAUUGCUCGUUGGCAGCGCGGGUUCAGCGCAGCCAUCGGCAUUCAGUCCAGAAAACAGAGUUGGCCGAAACUCGCGCCCGUUCGCAGCAGUUCUACUUUGCAAUUGUCUGUCAGGGCACGCGGGCCCGCGGAAUAUAUUACGGGAGUGCGGACUCGCGCUGACACUGGCAGGGCACA
Rhodofomes roseus is the source of this 1371-nucleotide messenger RNA. RefSeq lists its product as uncharacterized. The transcript has a single exon. NCBI's taxonomy places the organism in Eukaryota, Fungi, Basidiomycota, Agaricomycetes, Polyporales, Fomitopsidaceae. The record is from RefSeq and is a predicted model, not a curated record. Bases 293 to 1087 code for a protein of 264 amino acids.